This is a messenger RNA of Leptosia nina, 588 nucleotides long. The record is from the annotation of a GenBank genome assembly. Lineage: Eukaryota; Metazoa; Arthropoda; Insecta; Lepidoptera; Pieridae.
AUGGCGUAUUCCUGGGACAAUAGAGUCGCUUUUGUCGUGAGGUAUCUUUACGAUAUUGACAACAAUGGUUUCCUGGACUCCCACGAUUUCCAAUGCCUGGCACUGCGGACGUGCGUACUAGAAGGCAAAGGGGACUGCAGUCCAGCCCGUCUCCAAAAAUAUGAGAAUAUCAUGAUCAGCCUCUGGGAGGAGAUAUCGCGGCUGGCUGACUUCGACAAGGUGCCAGACUAUGAUGGUACCGUAUCCGUUGACGAGUUCAAGCAAGCAGUCAAAACCACUUGUGUUGGUAAAAAGUAUGAAGACUUUCCACAAGCGAUGCGUGCCUUUAUUGAGUCCAAUUUUAGAAUGAUCGAUAUUAAUGACGACGGAAUUAUGGGCGUCGAAGAGUUCAGAUAUGACUGUAUCCAGCGUAUGGUUGUGGACGACAUCAAAGUCAUUGAUGAAGCUUUUAAUUCUUUGUUAAACGACGAUGACAGAAGAAAAGGCGGCAUCUCGCUAUCAAGAUACCAAGAACUCUUUUCCCAGUUCCUGGCAGACCAGAACGAAGACUGUAGCGCUCGUCUACUAUUUGGACCCUUAGAACUAUAA